CGAGGGCGUGCCCUGAGCGUUGAUUGGUUGAUUCGGAUCGACGAGCUCGGUUUGAAAUACGUUAGCGGCGGCGGGUAGAUGAGGUGCGCGGGGCGGCUGCGGCGCUGAGGACCGUAGCAGUGCAAGCAGAGGACUUGCAGAGGCAGUGUGAAGGUGAAGAUGUCUCACCCAGAAUCUCGCUAUUCCUUUGAUGUCCCAAACCCUUGCGUCAACUUUGCGACUCUGAGCGAUGAUGAUGUACACAAUGUAGACUCCUGGUUUGACCAAAAAGCCAAUCUGGAGAAUGUCCCUCCUGUGGCAAAUCUGGCAAAAGUCUCACAGAACAGCCCUGCUUUUUCAAAGCCUGAUAUGACUCUGUCUUCUGUCACAUCACAAGAAAUAACAAGUGAAAGCCAUGGUGAAGAGGACGGUGAAGCAGAAUGCGUGCAGGACAAAGUGGUUCCUCAGAAUAUUGUUGGAUCCCUGACAAGCUGGAGGGCUGCUGUUCCUGCAGAGGCGUCUCAAAGAGCGGGUAGAAGACAGGCUACAAAACUGAGGAAAGCACAGCAACGUAAACAGCCGGCUAGAAUCAAAGCAGAGACAAAUGCUGACACCUUGGUUAAUAAGCAAGAGGUUCCACCCCUGAAAAAAAUGAGAAUUUCUAGCGGCAGAGAGAAGGUGACAGAAGUAUCCAUGAAGAGAGAGCUCCUGCAGAAUCCUGACCUCUCCCCAGGGAGAGGGAAAAGCAAGCUGACUGUACCCUCCACACCAACAAUGUUAAAGAGGACCAAUCUUUCUGGCAAGCUGAAGAGUACAGAGGAGCAGGAGCUGGAAAAGAUGCAGCAGUUGCAGCGGGAGGUUAUGGAGCUGCGGAAGAAGAAUGAGGAGUCUCUGAAAGCAGCUAUUGCUGGAGCAGGACAACCUGUGAAGAGAACUGUUGGUCAAGUAACAAAGCCAAUUGACUUCCACUUCUGCACGGAGAAUAGAAUUAAGCAACAUGUGGAAAGCCAGCCUGGGAAUGAGUACAAGGAACUGGAUUUUGCAGCGGUACUGAGAAAACAUCCUCCUUCUCCGGGGCGAAUGCCGAAGGGACCCACUAUCCCCAAGCCUUUCAAUCUGUCCCAGGGAAACAAAAGAAAACUUGAAGAAACAACAUCAGAAUAUGUGUCCCUUGCUGAGCAGGUAGAAGCAUUCCAAAAACGCACACCUUCUCGUUACCAUUUGAGGAGCAGGAAAUCUGAUGAAGGCCCAGGUCCGGGAAAGUUGGUGAAAGCUCGGCUUACGCACCCUAAAACACCAGUGCUUCUAACAAAGCAGCGCUUCAGACCUGCCACUUGCAAAACUACAGCAGAGUUAGAAGCAGAAGAAAUUGAGAAAAUUCAACAGUACAAAUUCAAAGCACGAGAACUUGAUCACAAGAUCUUUGAGGGUGGACCACUCCUGCCCAAGAAACCCCCUGUGAAGGAACUCACGCAACCUGUCGGCUUUGAGUUGGAAAUAGAAAAAAGGAUUCAGGAACGUGAAAGCAAGAAGCAGCAGGAGGAAGAGCACUUUGAAUUCCAUUCCAGGCCAUGUCCCACAAAAAUCCUGGAGGACAUUGUGGGUGUUCCAGAGAAGAAAACACUUCCUGUUACAGUCCCCAAGUCUCCAGUCUUCACCUUGAAAAGCAGAACCCGAAUGACUGGCAGAGAUGAAGAAAAGGAAAAAGAGGUGGUCCCAGUGAUCAAAGCUAACCCUAUGCCCCAUUAUGGAGUGCCCUUCAAACCUAAAGUGCCAGAGCAGAGGCAUGUGGAAGUUUGCCCCUUCUCUUUUGAUGCCCGUGACAGAGAGCGGCAAAUACAAAAAGAGAAAAAAAUAGAAGAAUUGCAGAAGGAAGAGGUGCCAAAGUUCAAAGCGCUACCUCUGCCUUACUUUGACCAUGUAAAGCUGCCAGAAAAGAAGGUAAAAAACCCAACUCAGCCUGAACCAUUCAAUCUGCAGAUUGAUGAACGAGGAGCUGCCAAGCUACAGAGCUGGAAACAGCAGCUUGAAGAAGACUUGAAAAGGCAGAAAGAGGCGGCCUGUUUUAAAGCUCGUCCCAACACAGUGGUGUACCAGGAGCCUUUUGUGCCUAAAAAGGAAAAUAAGCUGUUAUCAGAGAGCCUUUCUGGUUCCAUAGUUCCUGAAAACUUCGAGCUGGCAACAGAAAAAAGAGCUAAAAAGCGGCAAGAAUUUGAGAAACGAUUGGCAAAUAUAGAAGCCGUAAGGGAGAGGCAUCAAGAGCAGGUCAGACAGCAACAAGAGGAGCGUGAAAAGGAAGAAGUUGCUAAGCUAAGGCAAGAACUGGAAUUUUAAAAAGUGCAGUGCUGAAGGGAUAUUGUUGCAGAAAAAUGGCUGCAGCCAGCAGUGAGCAAGUGUUUCCUAUGGGUAUAUGGAACUUCAGUGCUUCAAAGAGCACCAGCCUCAAACUUCCACUCUGCUUGGAUUAAAAGAGAAAAAGUCACCCUCACUGAAACAUAAGGAUCCUUUAAAAGAAUAAAAAUAAAGGUAUUGUGCAGUUAAUAACUGAGGAACUGGAGAACAGGUAUUUGGAGGAAGCUCACUGGUACUAGAGGAUGAAUGACCCUGUGACAGCAUGGCCUCUUCAAAACGGUGAGCCAAGAGACAAGGCUACUUUUUGCCAAAGUUUCAGCUUUUUCUUCCUUUCUCUUGAGGACCUUUAUUUGGCUGUGGCAGAAUCAGGCCUGAAAGGUUGACCCAGGCAUACAGCUGCAUUUUGUUGACUUUGCUGAUAGCGCCAUGUCACUGAGCUGAGGCUGACGGGGAGGGACUGUCAGCAACAGCAUGGCCGAAAGGCCGUUUGUCAGAGGUAACUGUGACAGCCCUGCUGAUGUACAAAUUACAGGAAUGGCUGGGGCAAGAGGAGCUUGUAAGCAUCCUCUUCCUGCAAACCACUCUGAUCUGCGUGGGUCUGACCAAAGGCAGGCAGAUUUUCCCUUGGUCUGCCUUAAACUUAUUUCUGUCACAGUAGAGCUGUUCCAUGUGAUCUGCUGGAGUGGGGACAUGGCAGGACCUUGAAUAUGCAAUCAGGAAGCUUCUGCUGCAGCCUCGAGUGCCAGCUUCUCUGGAGCAGGCAGCGUGUGGGCAGCAGGAGCAGCAAAUAUUUAUGCUGAGUCAGAGGAAAGCCUGAAUGAUGAGCUGCAGAAAAAUGUAAAGGCAAGCAAGAUAACGAGGCUGCUGAGCUGGAGCAGAUAUUGAUCCCUGAAGGAUGGAGCAACUGCAUUUCCGUGAUGGCCCUACAUGGCCUCUGCUUCAGACCUGAGGAAGAGUUUGUAUGUCUGACAGCGUGUCAGUUUUUCCCAACGGUAUCAUUGGGUCUAAUAAAAGAUAUUACCUCUU
Molecule: messenger RNA, 3357 nt
Organism: Phalacrocorax carbo (great cormorant)
Lineage: Eukaryota; Metazoa; Chordata; Aves; Suliformes; Phalacrocoracidae
Source: RefSeq, a predicted model, not a curated record